AUGGGGCCGAUAAUCGAGGUAGAAAUAUCGGAGGAGUUCGUCGUUGCAAUAAUUUUACGUUGUGUUUUAUUUUUUUCAGAGGGAACUCCGAUUGGGCGAACAGGAACCAAAGAGGAUAGCAACAAGCAGCUGAGAUGGCAGAACUGGGCACCGCUGAGUGGUCUAGCUGUGGCGGGCAAGCCGCGGGCUCUGGACGACGACUCCUACGUGGGCCAGCCGCUGAUGACAGUGGUGCCGUUGCGAAGCCACGACUUCACAGGGCUUGGCUUCAACAUCUGUGGCAACAUGAGAGAUGGCAUCUUCGUCAAGGACGUUCUCCAUCGGGGACCUGCCUCGGAGUCCGGUCGUAUUGUUCCAGGUGACCGAAUUGAGAGCAUCAGGAUCAGUUUUCGCCACAUGGUGUUUGAGGAUGCCCUUACUAUCCUGAGCUAUGCAUCUCCAUACGAGGUCCAGUUAGAGGUGGAGAACGGUUCAUCGUCACGGCCCGCAACAUUGCUUCGCAACAAGCGAGCCUCUGUCAGUCCUGCGGAGCGUAUCUGCCAUCCCUUCUAUCGAAGCCACUCCAUCUCUGAUCUGAUUAAGAUCAAUAAAACUAACCCUUCCAAAUGGGGAAACGAAUCUUCCAUCGCAGAUCUGAGUAAUGGAGACCUGUCAAAGCCAGCGAUCAUCGAUACAUCUCCGAUCGAAAAAAUGCAGAAGGUUGGUGUAAGAGUUUUACCUCCAACAACGAACUCAGAAACCUUGAGGAUUGAAGCUGAGAAGUCUCAGAAUGCCAGAAACUCUGUAAUUGAAAGUGGUCAAGUAUUGACAGUGAGUAAGAACUCUCCUUCCAGUACACUAACAAAACCUGAAAAAUCACCCUCAAAUACAUUAACCAAAACAAGGAAAUCCCCUAUACCUCUAAUUAAACAUACUAUUAGUGAUUUCGAUGAAAUUGAUUUGUCUGAUAGUCGUGAUGAUAAAAUGAGCCAAGGGGAAGGCACCAGAAAAAACACACCUUCUCCUGGUCUAAAAGAAACAAAUGUAAAAUCUUUAUUGGUGAAAGGAUAUAAUAAUUUGAAAGAAAAACUUCACCAUGCCGGAUUAAAGCUUGAAAAAGAAGGUGAAGAGGAGCCACUGCCAAAACGAAAUGAGGUACCUGAGGAAACUGGAACAGUCGAUUCAAAAGUUGAAACAAUAACAGUAAUAAAAAACCAAGAAAUCUUCGUCGACAAACCUGAGGCAUUUUCUUCUGGUGAAGCCCAAGAUAUACCAGAAGAAGUCCAAAAAGCAGGAAUUGCUGCAAGAAGUAACAGAAAAUCAGUCAUUGAAGAUGGUAAGAGUUGGGAUAGACCAGUUUCUGAUUUAUUUAAAGAUGCUGAUAGAGGCAGGAAGGAUAGUAUCAGUGGGGAAAGCUCUAAUGAAGGAGACAUCGCUAGUCAAAAGAAGAAUAAACGGAAAGCUCCUCCGCCACCACCAACAAAAUCUGAGGAAGAUUUGGAGACACUGAAAGCACCAUCAGAAACUGAUGAAGUCGAUAGCAAAGAUAGUUUGUCAGAGAAGAACAACAGUAUGGAUUCAGUAGAUACAGACUCAGAACAAGGAGAUAAGAGUGGUACUACUAUUGAGCUGAAUUCAUCUCAUAUUACAGUUCAUCACGCUCCUGAUUCUGAAAAAAGUAGAAAAGCAGCAUCACUGGGGGAUUUGUCUAGAAUUGGCAAUGAUCAGCCAAUAGUCGUCCUGGAACGGGCAGUAUCACUGGACCUCGCAGAUGGAACUCCUGGUGGAGGAAAGAAAAGAAAAGCUCCGUUACCUCCUCAAGAAGAAUUCUCAGAUGAUGGUGGAAUGACAUACAGUAAAGAAGCAAGAAUAGAUUCUGCAGUCCAUACAAGAUUAAAACAUUCCUCUGAUUUUGGUAGGCUAGAAGAUGCUGUUCAGUUGAAUGAACAUAUAUCUGAUGAAGAUUCAGACCAAGGAGUGAGUGGUCUCUCGACUCCAGAACCUUCUCUACAAAUGAUGAUCAGUUCAACUCCAAUGAAACAUGAUUUUUUUAUCCCUCCUGUGAGUCCAACCUCUGGACUGAGUGGACCAGCCUCAGGCCUGAGUGGAGUUCACGUCAGUCGCUGCAGCUGGGACCUCAGCGUCCCCGAGACCACGACAGAUCAAUUCGUAACAGCCAUCAAUGGGAACAAUACAGAGGAUGAAGACGACAUACCUCCAGAAUUGCCAACCUCCCCCAUACCGACUUACAUCACUGAAAUUCAAGUGGUCACUGCAAACAAAGAUGGUCCGCAAGGAUUUCUUGAAAAUGGUCAGAGUGAAUUAAUUGGCAGAGAUGACAUAUUUCCAAAAAACAUUCCAGAAAUGUCAUCUUUCAUGACAAACAGCAUCCACAAGCCUUUCUCUACCUUUACUAGCAACCCUUUUAGUGGUUCCACCAGACGAUCUGAGGUGAGUGUUAUCAACUCUAACCAGUCCGAUGACAUGAACUCAUUGCCGAGCUUGGCAAAUCUGUCUGAUACAAUGAUGACAGAGGUAAACCAAGUGUCAUUGAGUCAGCCGAACAGUCUCGAUCCGAUUUUACAAGGUGACCUCUCAAUGACCAUCAAGGAUUUGAGACCACCAGGAACACUGAUAUUCUCUAAUGAAAACAUGUCAGACGAGCAAAUCCUAGCCAUGAAGUCCUCCCCAGAGCCGAUUUUGAUUGACAUUAGUCAAAAUAAAACGACACAAGUUGCCAAACCAGCUAGAAGCAAUGUCAGUGUAACGUCCAUCAGGGCCGGGGGAUCUCGUAUCCCUAUUAGGGCAGUACCAGAACCGACCCAGAGGAAAACAAAAAGAGAAAAUUAUGUCAGUUUUUCUUCACUUAAUGUUUCUCCGGCUAAUGACAAAAGACAUACGAAUGGUUCAGGGGGGGGAAAACAGCAUCACACAUAUCGUCUUGGAUUCCCAGAAGUAAAUGCCAGUCGUAAGACUAAGCUCCUCAAAAUUUAA
Messenger RNA from Homalodisca vitripennis (glassy-winged sharpshooter), 2973 nucleotides. RefSeq lists its product as uncharacterized. Gene Ontology annotation, biological process: regulation of RNA splicing. NCBI's taxonomy places the organism in Eukaryota, Metazoa, Arthropoda, Insecta, Hemiptera, Cicadellidae. Gene Ontology annotation, molecular function: protein binding. Gene Ontology annotation, cellular component: cytoplasm; nucleus. The record is from RefSeq and is a predicted model, not a curated record.